This is a messenger RNA of Labrus mixtus (cuckoo wrasse), 739 nucleotides long. Its product is annotated as methyltransferase-like protein 27. The coding region runs from base 15 to 713 and encodes 232 amino acids. The transcript is spliced from 5 exons. NCBI's taxonomy places the organism in Eukaryota, Metazoa, Chordata, Actinopteri, Labriformes, Labridae. The record is from RefSeq and is a predicted model, not a curated record.
GUCGUCUCCUCAUCAUGUCGGACUGCUGCAGAUCUGUGGACGAUGUGAGGGCUUUCCUUCACUCCAGUAAAAACCUGGACCCCCAGGAGAGGAUGAAGUUCUACGACAGCUGGGCUCCGACAUACGAACGGGACUCAGAGACCAUCAGCUACAGAGCUCCUAACAUAGUGGUAGAUUUCCUGAAUAGGAACCUUCCCGGGAGUCAUGAGGACGUCAAGGUUCUGGACGUGGCCUGUGGAUCCGGUCUAGUCGGCAAACUGAUGAGUGAACUUGGCUUCAGGAACUUUGUUGGAGUGGAUGGCAGUAAAGGCAUGCUGGAUCUAGCUGCUCAGUCCGGCCUCUAUCAGGACCUCAAACUGGCCUUACUGGGAACAGACCAGCUUCCUGCACAGACUGGUGCGUUUGAUUUGGUGGUCAUCAUCGGGGCUCUACGUGCUGGUUUCGUACCGGUCAGCGUCAUCAGGGAGCUCUGGCAGGCGGCCAAACCAGGCGGAUACGUCUGCAUGUCGAGGGUGGACCCCAAGUCAGAGUCCGGAGAGAAAUACAAGCUGAGUAUGAAGCGAGAGCUGCAGCAGAUGGAGGAGGAGGGGCUGUGGAGCCCCGUGUCAACUGGAGACAUGAAGAAAUACAUGAUGGAUGUUUAUCAUAAUCAGAAAGAGGACGAGCAGUACCUCGAUGGAACCAUGUAUCUGUACAGGAAGUCCAUCAGUUAGGAUCUGUAGCAGAAUAUAACUCAAUA